UCUCCCCGCCCCAGCAUCCCGAUUCCCUCGGCGGAGGGGGAAGGGUGUGACACCGGAACCCCCCCCCCCCGGAACCUUCCUCCCCGGCUCCGCGCGGCAGCUGGGUUCGCUUUGAGUGUGACACGGCCCGGCCCGGCGACAUGGCGGCGCCCGGCCGGUGCUGCCUGCGGAGACUUCUGGCUCAGUUUCCCAGGAUUGAUCAACGUACCUCAGUAGUUCCCUGCCUUGGAAACAUACAGCUAUCCAUUAGACCCUAUGCUGCUGCAAAAACUGCAAAAAAAGGUUCAAAGGAUGCCAAGCAGAAAACUUCGGAAGCAGAGCCAGCAAAAAAAAAGAACACUUACAGACUAAAGUUAGCAAGCAAGCCUGUGGAUGAUGUGUAUUUAACAUGGUUGUAUGAAAGGCCAAUCUAUGAGGCAGAGGUGGCUGUGGACAUGCUGAAGAAGUUUCAGCAGUUGGACUUCACUUACCCAAAACAACAUGUAUAUGCUAACCUCACCCUGGAUAUGAUGCUAGAGAAGAAGAAAAAAGUGGAUCAGUUUGUCAGCACCAUUCUUCUGCCAUAUCCUUUUGCAAACAAAAUCAAUAAAGUUUUGGUAUUCACAGAGAAUGCAGAAGAAAUUAAAAUAGCAAAAGAAAAUGGAGCUGCUUUUGUGGGAGGGACUGAAUUAAUCCAAAAGAUUUUGGAUGACGAAAUCAAUGCAGAUUUUUACAUAGCCGUUCCUGAAAUAAUAGCGAAGUUGCUACCUUUAAAAAACAAACUAAGAAAAAAGUUUCCAAAGACUAACAGAAAUUCUCUGGGACGUGACAUUCCAAAAAUGCUGGAACUCUUUAAAGCGGGCCAUGAGUAUGUGGUAGAAGAGGAGAACCUUAUCGAGACAAGAAUAGCAAUGUUGGAUAUGCCUAAUGAGCAGAUAGUUGCCAAUCUGGAUGCAAUUAUUAAGGAUGUCUGUACAUACAAGCCAUUGAGCUAUGGCCCAUUUGUGCAGCGCUUGAUUAUUCGAAGUUCAACCAGUGAAGGUUUACAACUAAAUCUAAAGUGUUUUCUUCCUCAAGUGGAGGAAGUGGACAAAGAAGAUGUUAAAGAAGCAGAAGCUCCAGUGUAGCCUGCCAGUGUAUUAUACUGCAAAUUCUCGUAGCAUUUUCUGUUCAAGAAUCCCCAGGAGUAUUUAAAAAUGUGUUUUCCUAUUAAUUUGUUUGUUUACUCUCAGAACUUGGUUGUGUUGCCCUCAUCUCAUCUUUUUUUAAAAAGUUAAUAAAUGUCAUGUUUCAGAUUUCAUUUUUAAUUCCUGCAGUAUCAAAGGUAUCUUUAGACUUUGAGCCACUUCGUUUCCUCCAUGUGCAGGUGAAAGCUUUCAUCAAGUUAACUUUGUUACACAUUGUAUUGUAAUUUAACUAAAACUUACUUUAUUAUAAAUUCCCAUCAUUAUUGUAUAACCUUCCAGGACAAUAGUCUCUUAAUUAUGCAUGCUUAAUUCUUCAUUAGUACUAUUGGGAAUGAUGGUCCCAGUCCUUCAAGGUGCUGAGUAUGCUCUAUUCCAGUUGAAACCAAUGGUAAUAGAGUACUUGGCACUUUGCAGGAUUGGGUCCUGUGUAUGCUUUAAUGCACGGUACUUGAAUUAGUUCAUUUUAUUGGAGAUAGAUGUAGGUUUACUAGACAAAAAUGGGUCACAUUCCACUUUCUGUAACACCAGUAUAAAAAUGGAAUAACUCCACUGCAGCCAGUUGGUGUUACUCCUGAAAUUUGCUGGAAAUAUCAUUCUGCUCUGCAUAUGGGGGGAGGGGAUUGCCAAGGAGGUAUAAGCUUUUUUUUGCACUUCUGUGAUACAUGGGCCUUUGAAUGAAGGAUAGCCCCUGGGAUAAGAGGUACUUAUCUGUUGUUAAGAUGAAGAUAUUCUGUUAAAGGAAGAGAGAGAGAGAGAUCAUAUAAAUAUCUUGUUUUUUCAGUUCUAAAACUGUUAACGACUGGAGCUUGGGUUCUAGGACUCUGCGAGGUGGCAGGAUACCAGAUCUGUAGCCUGAGCCAGAACAUCUACUCUGCAGUUAGACAGCCCCUUAGCCUGAGGCCUGUGAGCCUAAUUUAACUGGCAUGGGCCAGCCGCAGAUGUCUAAUUGCAGUGUAGACAUACCCUGAGAAGCUUUCUUCCCCGCCCGCAAACCUCCCCCCCCCGCCCAUCUUCCCCCUGCAUGGGAGGCUGGGCACAGUGAAGUCUGUGGUGAAGUGCUGUGAGAUCAUCUGUUUGCUUGCAGGGAUUUCCUUGCAUAAGAAUGACAAUAGGUAGCAUUCUUGCAUAGAUUUCCCAUGCAGACUCUGUAACAGCCCUGGGGUUGUAGGACAUGUGUGAGUAGGGAGUGAGUAGUAUCUGGGAGCUGUAUUGCUAUGGGCAUAGUGAUGGGUCAGACCUGCCUAUGUGCACUACAGUUUGUAGAAUUUACCUGAGUACUUCAGGACAUCUGUGCAUCUGGCAGCCCAGAGCCCCCUGACAGAACAAUGUAAAGGAAACUCAGUGACUUUCCUGUCUCUUCUGCAUGCUUUACCUGCAUGACCCUUCAAUUCUUGGCCAACAAAAAUGCUUAUUAGAGUUGGCUGAAAGGUGUUUAAUUGAGAGAUGGCUUUUUUUAUGUGAAAAAUAUGUAAAAAGAAAUUGAUCUACUAUAAGUAAAUGAAAAAUUGAUAGUUUUUGAUUGAUUACAAAAACUCAAAAAUUGGGACUGGUUUCAAACCCCUUAAAUUGCAAACAACUUUGGAAUUUUUUGCAGAAUUAGUGUUUAACUUUUUUGACCAGCUGUAGGAUUAUGCAAUCAGCUGAAUCAAUAACACUGAAAGCUUUUGGCACCAACUAGCAGUUACUAUUAAUCAUUGUAAUUAAAAAAUUGACCAUUAUAUUUACCUCAGAGUUGAUGUGAUUAAUAUGGUACAUGUGGGCUGUAACUGUCUUUUUUUUCUCCCCAACAUACUGUUUGAGUAAAAGCUUUGAUUCUGUAGCAUAAAAACAUGAAAUUUUAACUAGUUGUCCAAAAAUAAUUUUAUUCCACUUUACUGUGUGUAAAAACAAACAAAAACCACUCUACCAAAGCAUUAUCAAUUCACUGAUCAUAACCAGUAGGUGGCAUUCAUCUUCUGUGCAGAACAGUUCAACUUAAUUUGUCAUUCUGUGUUUUCUCAAGUCAUCAAAGCACAGAUCAAGAAAACUGAGACCAAGAACUUUACAUGAUUCAGAAUGGAAACUGGAUAUUUAUAUGAAUAUCCAGAAAUCUAGAGUUAUCAAUGACAAAAAUAUUAAACCUUGUGGUCCAUGGUCUAAAACAAUCUCUCAAUACUAGCGAUCAGGAUGAGGCCUAAUGUAGGAGGCAGAUAAUCCCUCAUCCUUCUUCUGAAGUAUCCAACUACUGUCAGAGACACGAUGCUGGUCCAUAUGGACCUUGCCACCUGAUCCAUUGACCCCUCAAAUCAAAGGGAGUCCUUCUAUUAACUCUCUUUCAGGUAGGAGGUGAAUAAAUAUUGUCUUUGUUUGGAGAUAAAAUCCAGUGAGACUUUAUUGCAUGUUACUUUCCCUCAAGUAAUCUUUUUUGCCACCAAAAAUUUUACCAAGAUACGAAUAUUAAAAGCUGGGUUAAUUUUAUGUUCAUGAAAGUGAGUGGCUGACAUUACUAGCAAAAAUAGUGUCCAAUUAUGUGAUGUGUUUGAAGAUAUAGACUCUCAUCUACUAGGCUGAAACAACCAACUUACUUUAAAUGUUGACUAAACUAGGAGUUCGACCAAAUUCCAGAGAGCUGACAAACUAAUCCACUGUAUCACCUGUCCUUAUAUAAAUGUCUGUAUUCUAGUUUAAAAUAGUGGAAAUAUAGAUAUUAAUUAAAACAAUCUGUACAUUUCAUAGA
Molecule: messenger RNA, 3882 nt
Organism: Dermochelys coriacea (leatherback sea turtle)
Lineage: Eukaryota; Metazoa; Chordata; Testudines; Dermochelyidae
Gene: MRPL1
Product: mitochondrial ribosomal protein L1
Exons: 9
Coding region: 141-1106 (321 amino acids)
Source: RefSeq, a predicted model, not a curated record